Durusdinium trenchii is the source of this 4524-nucleotide messenger RNA. NCBI's taxonomy places the organism in Eukaryota, Dinophyceae, Suessiales, Symbiodiniaceae. The record is from the annotation of a GenBank genome assembly.
AUGAACCCUUUGAUUUGGGGUUCACAAUGCACAGCUUCCAUUUCAUUGCCCGCAGGACUUUGGUGGGGAGAGCAUCACCGAGGGAACCAUCAUGGAGUGGCAGAUGCUUGGCCUCAAGACAUAUGGCCUAGUGAUGGACCUUUUAAUGGUGUUCGAGAAGGCCCAUCGGCAUUGGUGAAACAUGGUGAAGCCCAACCACGGGGAGGUCAAACAUUCGUGGUUUGUUUGAGUGAUCGGAGCAUCUCACAAGUGGUGAUAUCAUCCUUUCUGAUCAAUAUUUCAUUGGAUUUCCAGGUUCCGCCCAAAUCCACCCGGUUCCACGCCUCUCGCGAAAUCCGCUCGUUUCUCUCUCUCUUCCGCGUGCCUACAGGGUUCGUGCCCACCCUCCCCGCGAAGGACCGAUAUCUCCGGAGUCAUCACCGCGGUGAAAUCAACACGUCUCUGUGCGCCAAACCGAUCUCUUUUCGCCGCCGGUGGGCCGCCGGAGGGCCGCGACUCCGGCGUCGCGUUCCGGCGUCGCGGUCGCGUUCGCUGAGGAAGAAAGUGGGGGACUUCUGUGCCAAGGACGAGAUUUUGGCACUCAUCGAGACCGACAAAGUCACCAUCGAGGUGAAAGCGCCUGAGAACGGAGUGCUUGAGAAGAUCUUGGCGGAGGCCGAGGCCACGGUGGAGAAGAAUCAACUCUUGGCCACCUUUACGCCUGGCGGAGAGCCACCGAAGUCAGCCGCGGCGCCCGCCGCGGCACCCGCAGCACCUGCUGCGGCGGCGGCAGCGCCGACACCGGCGGCGCCCGCCGCAGCGGCGCCAACACCUGCCGCGGCAGCAGCUGCCCCAGCAGCACCGAAGGCUGGCGGGACGCCACGCGGGACGCGACGCGACGCCGGUGCGAUGGUGUUUUGCAACACCUCGGCCCUGGCGGCGAUCACGCUGAUCAUCCAUUGCCGACAAAGCCCGGAGGUCUGCGAAUUGCGGCUUCCCCUUCUGAUGGAAUACUCUGCUUAUUUCAAGAAGACCGUGAUUUUGCUGGGCCAAGACUCCAAUUGGCUGCCUCAAGCCGUGUUCUGCCCUCAGGCGGCUGGAGAUCCCUACUCGUGCAUCGCAGAAGAGAUUUCGCGGUCCAACGAUUCGGAUGGAAUUCUCUACAUGCAGUUUGACGUGAGCAUCUCUCCCUGUGAGAUGGCUCGACGCUUGGAGCCCGGCAAGGUGGGCACCUUUGAGAGCUUGUCCGAGAUGUACAUCUCCUUCGCUCACUUCGACCGAUGCAACACCGAUAUGAAGCUGCGCUGUCUUUGGUAUUACUGGGAUACCAAGAAGAAUGAGACCCGGAAUCGGAUCUCGAGAUCUGUGAAGGCCAUGAGACAAAUGACAGGACUGGGAAACUUGUCCAUCCUGGCGAAGCUGGAUACGGGGAUUUGGCGCCUUGUGUCAGAUCUCUUCUACGUCCCAAAGGCCGUCUUUCCCAUCUACGUCGCCUUCGCAAAGGCCUUCCAAGAGAAUGAUGUCUUUCACGAGAUGGCCUCUCCCACACUAUUGGCGACCUCUGCGGCCAUCGCCAAUGUGGGAAGCCAGAACUUUGGCUGUCGAGGCACCUGUUGCUCAUUGGUGGGACGCUCUGAGAUCUUAUCCAAAGGCUUCCUGUGUGGACACAAGGUGGACUACCGCGACCCGGACGUCCUCAAGGCCGUGCAGCUCCUCGCCACGCAGGAGCCGCGACCGGUGCGCUCCGUCGAUGCGCUCGGGCCAAGAGUCUUUGAGGCUCCUUGUGACAUGACAUCCUUACAAGAUGUGACUCUGAUCAUCCACUGCCCCCAGCAGCAGCUCUGCUACAAGAGGCGUUCGAUGCUACAGGAAUACUUCUUCUAUUUCAAGCGGGUUGUCUUUUUGAUGAGAUACGAGAUGUGGACGCUGGCACACACAUGUUCCGGAGAAGCUUACGCUUGCGUGGCUGAAGAGAUCCUUCAGAGCGAGAGUGUUUUGGUCCCAGGAAUUCUGUACAUGAACUUUGAUGUGGGGAUCUCUCCUUGUGAGAUGGCAAGGCACUUGAAUGUGACUAAGAUUGGCACCUUUCAGGAGCUACCCAAGAAGUACAUGACCUUCCAAGAGUUGGAUCAAUGCACUUUGAAUCGAUCGGGGUGUAUGUGGGAUGCUUGGCAGGUGAGCCACAGCAAAGCACAGAUCCUCAAUGUCACGGGACGUUUGGACACACUCCUUGACCGCGCGCCGGGCCUUGGCUCAGCCGGGCCGGUUGAGAAGACAAAGGCACUGCUGCAACGGAUGGCCUUUCAACGCUUGAAAGAGGGCACGUGGAUCGGCUUCAGUGGGCUCUAUUACCUUCCGAAGCAGGUCUUUCCUGUAUUUCAAGAUUUGGCUGCUGCCUUCAAGAAGGAGAAUGUGUCCAAUGAGAUAGCAUCUCCCAGUUUGCUGGCCUUGUCAUCGAUCAUCUCCCAGGUGGACCUUCAAAGCUUCAACUGCAACAAUGACCCCGCUCAUCUUGGUGAGCGACAAGUGGUCUCCAAGGGCUUCAGAUGCGGACGUGGCUUGGAAAGCGAUGCGAGAACGAUGAGGGGCCCCAUGAAAGGCUUGGAGGAUUUGCUGGCUCACCCAUCGAAGUAUUCGAUGCCCAAGAAGAAGCCCUCCAUGGCUUUCUGUCGCACUUCCAGCUUGGCAGAGGUCACCUUGGUCAUCCAUUGCCGGCAGGAGCCGCAGAUCUGCCGCUUGCGGCUUCCUCUUCUUUUAGAAUACUCUGCUUACUUCAAGAAGACUGUGGUCUUGCUAGAAAAGGAUCCUCGCUGGUUGCCGGGCGCCCUGCAUUGCGAUCGCCAAGGAGAUCCCUACUGGUGCAUCGCAGAAGAGAUUCCUCGGUCCAAAGAUUCCAGUGGAAUCCUCUACAUGCAGUUCGAUGUGGGCAUGUCUCCAUGUGAGAUGGCUCAACAUUUGGAUGCGGGCGCUGUGGGCACUUUCGAGACCUUGUCUGACAAAUACCUCACCUUUGCCAAGCUGGAUGAGUGCAACACUAAGAUGAAGCUGCGGUGUUUGUGGCACCAUUGGGACAUGAGGGGGAACUCCACCAGGAACAGGCUGCUCAAAACUGCCAAGGCAUUGAAUGACAUUGCGGCGCAACUGAGAUUAGUAAACACAUCAAUUCUUCAGAAGCUGGAAACUGGAAUUUGGCGCGCUGUGUCAGAUUUUUUGUACUUGCCAAAGCAAGCCUUUCCUGUUUAUGCAGCCUUUGCCAAAGCCUUCAAAGAGAACAACAUCUUUCACGAGCUGGCCUCGCCGACCCUGCUGAUGACCUCCGCCAGCAUCUCCCACGUGCCGCUGCAGAACUUCCGCUGCCGCGGCUCGUGCUGCGCGCGCGUCGCCAAGGAUCAGAUCGUCUCCAAAGGCUUUCUUUGUGGACACAAGGUGGAGUUGCAGGACGACUGUGACCGGACGGCGCUCCAACUCUUAGCCACGCAGGAGCCACGAGCUCUCAGUACCGUCAAUGCGAAUGCGCCACCGGAAUUUGCUCCUGCUUGCGACAUGGCGGCGCUGCAAAAUGUGACAUUGAUCAUCCACUGCACUCAGCAAGAGCUUUGCUACGAGAGGCGUUUGUUGCUACAGGAAUACUUCCUCUAUUUCAGACAAGUGAUCUUUCUAAUGAAAAAAGGCCUUCCAUGGACUUUGGCGCGCACUUGUGCUGGUGAAGCCUACCAAUGUGUAGCGGAAGAGAUCGAAUCAAGCUCAUUCGUGAACUCCAGGGGAAUGCUCUUCUUGCACUUUGAUGUAGCGAUGUCUCCUUGCGAGAUGUCAAGGCGUUUUCAGGUAGAGAGGGUCGGCACCUAUGAGGAACUGGCAAAUACCACUUCCGCAAAGCUGGAUGAAUGCAAUAGCAAGAAGCUGAAUUGCCGGUGGCGGUACUGGGAUGCUGAAAACAAGACCAAGACACAGAUCUUCAACGCCCUUGCAAGUUUGGAACGGAUGCGCCUGGAGGGCGCCGGCGGGGCAUUGCAAAGCCUGAGGAAUGGCACCAUCUUUCAGGUCUUCAGUGGACUCUUCUACCUUCCGAAGAAGGCGUUCCAGCUCUUCAAGGCUGCGGCACAGAUCUUCAAAGAAUGGGAUCUACCCACUGAGAUUGCCGUGCCUAUGCUGCUGGCUUUGGCGGCCCAAGGGGAGCUUCAAAAUCUGGGCUGUGCACAGAAAGUGGGUGAGCGUGAGCUCCAUGCCAAGGGCUUUGUUUGCGGGCGUGGUAUUGAACGGAAUGUUCCUGCAAUGAAUACUCUGAAAGAACUGCUUUGCGCACCUUCGAAGUACCUCCGACCGCAGCUCCUAGCGAAGGGCAAGGUGCCGCCCAGGUCUGGCGCGAAGACGUCGACGCCGUCGCUGCGGGCGAAGGUGGUGUGGCAGAUGGUGCAGCCGGAGGACCUGGCGAGGAUCUUAUAUCGGCAAAGCGCUUGGAUUGCGGUGUUCUUGGUGUUUGUUCCCCCUCUCCUGUGGAUUUGCAUGCGAUUUCUACGACUCCGGCGCUGCAGUGGGCGAGCAUGA